UGGCGGGAAAAUAUCCUCACAGAAGAAGACGAUUUUCCUAUUGUUGACUUCCGGUUAGCAAACAUGGCGCAAGGUUCCCGCAAGUUUAAGGCUCAGCGUCCUGGAGCCGCUAAAAAACAACACCACAAACAGAAAGGUCCAAAGAAAGGAGGAAGGAUCGUUGCAGCCAAGAAGGUUCAAAUCGUUCAACAACAACAUUUGAAGAAGGGUCUGGAAGUUGCCAUCAGAAACAAGAUUGAACAAGAAGUGACCCAGAAGGCGAGUUUAUCCCUUCACAAGCCGCUGAAUGUGGUCAAAGGUUCACAGGUCAAAACCAAGACAGGGAGCAGCUCCAAAUAAUAUUAAAAAGUAUACAAUUAUGGAUGCUAUGUUGGUUAUUUUCAUCACGUCAUAAAAACUUUGUUAAAACAUGAA
Nerophis lumbriciformis (worm pipefish) is the source of this 414-nucleotide messenger RNA. RefSeq names its product linkage group 27 C19orf53 homolog (gene lg27h19orf53). NCBI's taxonomy places the organism in Eukaryota, Metazoa, Chordata, Actinopteri, Syngnathiformes, Syngnathidae. The record is from RefSeq and is a predicted model, not a curated record.